This is a messenger RNA of Closterium sp. NIES-65, 9654 nucleotides long. The record is from the annotation of a GenBank genome assembly. Lineage: Eukaryota; Viridiplantae; Streptophyta; Zygnematophyceae; Desmidiales; Closteriaceae.
AUGGACGACCGCGAAGUGCGCCGCGUGUUGCGCGCGCGCCCGGGGCUCGCGCGAAGCGGCAUGGCGGAGAAGGUCCUCCCGGGCGUGCGCGUGCUGCUGGCGUGCGGGGUGCCUCCGCGCGACAUGGCGCUCGGCGCGCUGUACGAUUCCGUGUGGCUCGGGCAGCCCGCGGAAAAAAUAAAUGAGGUUGUGCGUUAUCUGAACGAGCUCGGGCUGACCGACGGAGAGAGAAUCGGGACGGUUCUGAGGAGAUUUCCGCGCGCCUUCGCGUUCGAUCCGACCACUCAGUUGCAGCCACGUGUCCAGAAGCUGUUGGACAUGGGAAUCAAGGACACGUCAUACAUUAUCAAAGCCUGCCCACGUCUGCUGCAAUUAUCAUCCGAACGGGUUCAGGAGAGAUUAGAUUUCCUCGCACAGGUGGCAGGCGAGGGCCACGUCAGCGCCAUCGUGCAGCGCCAGCCGUACAUCCUCACCCAGCCAAUCUCGGAGCUCCAAUCCAAGCUCGACGCCUUCCAAUCAAUCCUAGGGUCAGAAACGCUCGCACGGAAAGUCUUCCGGCAGAUCCGACGGCUGCCAGCGCACUCAGCGAGCAAGAUGAUCUCCACCUUCCAUACCCUCUGCGAGAUCGUCGGGGGGGCGGUCAACGCCCAACAGGUGGUCGAGAAACGCUCCAGCAUCCUCGCUACCAACUCCACCACCAUGCUGUCAAACUUCAACCACUGGCGCGCCCUUCUCCCGCAGCUUUCCCCCUCAGAACUCUCCCACCUCUUCGUGAGAUACCCCGCUCUGCUGCACCUGAGCUGGAAGAGCAACAUCGCUCCCAAGGCGGAGUUCUUUCUGCGUGAGCUUGGGCUGUCGGAGGCCGCUGUGGUGGCCGUGCCGCUGGUGGCAUGCUACAGCCUGGAGCAGCGGAUCAGGCCGCGGAUACAGCGGGUGCGGGAUGCGGGGGUUAAGGUUGUGGAGAGAGGUGGCGGGAUUGUGUGCCUGCCUCGGUGUGUGGUUGAUGGGGAGCAAGAGGGUGGUGGUGACGGUGGGAGUGGUGCUACAGAGGAAGAAAGCAAUGGUGGUGGGGGUAGAGUAGAUGAUGUGCGGAAGGGUAAGGGUGACGCUGGUGCUCGCCGUCUAGGGAGGAAAAGACGAGAUGCUUUCUCAGGUGUGAGGGGCAGGGAAAGUGAGCGGCUUGAGGGUGGGUCGAACGCUGCAGAGAUUAGUCUAAGCACAUUGAUUCAGGUGAGUGACAGCAAGUUCGAGCAAUUGCUGGACAGGCUAGUCAACGCCCCUCUUUCGUACUUCCUAAGGCCUAACAAGUCGUUCACGUUAGGAGUGCUCCCCGUAGCCAUCGCCUUUAGCCUCGCGGGAGGCGUGGCGCUCCUCCUCCGCCGCCGCGGCCGGCGGAAGCGGGACGACGCGAUCCGCGAAUCAGCGGAGGAGGUCGCGGAGGCGGGGGAAGGCGGGGAGGGGGAAGGCGGAGAGGGGGAGUAUGGGGACCCGGGGGAGGACGACGAGGAGUUGGCGGAGGGGGAUGCGGGGGACGAGGCGGAGAUGGGGGAGGAGGGGGACGCGGGGGAAGCGGCGGAGGCGGCAGCGGGGUUGAAGCUGCUGAGGGAGGAGUUUGAAGCAGCGUUGUUCGAUGGGAAGGAGUUUGAUAUUGACUGGGAUGAGUUCCCCUACCACAUCAGCAACCACGCCAAGGAGCAUCUACUCGCGUCCUUCUUCGUGCAUCUCAAGCGCACCCGCCUUGCCAAGUUCGUCGCCUGCUUCCCCAACCUCAGCAACUGGAUCCUCCUCUCCGGACCUCACGGCAGCGAGGUGUAUCAGGACACGCUAGUGAGAGCCAUCGCCAGGAAGCUCAACGCGCGCCUCAUUGCUGUUGACGCUGACAAGUUCCUCUCCCCUGCGGACAUGUCAUCGGUGCCAAAGAGGAGGCCAGCAGCAGACAAGCCGCGCGACUCUCUUGACUCCGCAGGCCUCUCCGACUCGCUCGACUCGCCUCUCCAAGGCAUCUGUAAGCCAUCACCCCUCCCGCCCGUCCAUCCAUCACCCCUCCCGCCCUUCCAUCACCCCUCCCGCCCGCCCUUCCAUCACCCCUCCCACCCUUCCAUCACCCCUCCCGCCCUUCCAUCACCCCUCCCGCCCGCCCUUCCAUCACCCCUCCCGCCCUUCCAUCACCCCUCCCGCCCGCCCUUCCAUCACCCCUCCCACCCUUCCAUCACCCCUCCCGCCCUUCCAUCACCCCUCCCGCCCGCCCUUCCAUCACCCCUCCCGCCCUUCCAUCACCCCUCCCGCCCUUCCAUCACCCCUCCCGCCCGUCCAUCACCCCUCCCGCCCGUCCAUCACCCCUCCCACCCGUCCAUCACCCCUCCCACCCGUCCAUCACCCCUCCCGCCCUUCCAUCACCCCUCCCGCCCUCCUCCGCAGUAUGCGAGUUUGUCGAAGCAUCUGGUGGCCAUGGCAGCAAUGAUGGCCGUCGGGGUGGCUCCCCCCCCUCUUCCCCCUCACCCCUCGCUCUACCUCCUGCAGUAUGCGAGCUUUGCAAAGCAUCUGGUGGUCAUGGCAGCAAUGAUGGCUGUAGGAGUGGCAGUGGGGAACACACUAUGCACACCCUUUACCUGUCCCACCUCUUCCCGUCCUCCGCCCACGUCCCGCCUUGCUCCCCUCCCCUCGCCUCCCGCCCUCCUCCUGCAGUAUGCGAGGGACCGUGUCACCUAUGUCAACGUUGACGGCUACAGCACGGACGUGCCCGUCCCCAGCCGCCCCCCUCGCGGGGCCACGGGGCAGGUGGUGGCGACGUAUGAGACGGUGGGGGUGCGCUUUGACUCGCCCGUGCCGGGAGGCCACUCCCUCAGCGGCCUCUGUGACGGGGGGCACGGCCACAUCUGCUAUGCAUCUGAGCUGCUAUUGGAGGAAUCAUCCAGCAGUGUGAAGGAGUGUGCAGCCACCGUGGCUCUCAUGCAGGUGCUGGAGAAGGAGCUGCCACGUGGACCAAUCAUUGUCUUCAUCCGCGACGCGUCGCGAUUGGCCGAGGCUUCCUCGAGUGCCGCCCAGUUUGAGUCUCAAAUGAGUCGUCUGGUGGGGCCCAUCGUGUUUGUCGGCUCCGUGGCUCGCUCCGAAUCCACCUCUGCGGUGGCUGCCAAAGAUGCGGAUGCAGCAGAGGGGGCGGCAGGGGGAACGGCAGCAGCUGCCGGGCCUGCCAGCACGGCUUGGGAGCCUCUCAGUGACAUGUUUCCGAACCGGUUUGUGGUUCGGCAGCCCAGGGCAGGUCCGGCGGCGGAGGUUUGGGCGAAGCUGAUGGAGAGAGACGCGCAGCUCAUGCAGAUGCUGGCCAACCGGCGCAUGCUGGAGAAGGUCAUGGCCACCAACGAUCUCACCUGCACUGACUUGGACAAGGUCACUUUUGCCGAGCCUCUGACAGAGGAAGGUCACUUCGUCCCUCCUCCCUUCACUUCCUCCAUUUCCCUUUUCUCCUCCUCUCUCCCUUUUCCUCCACUUCCCCUUCCCUUCGUUCACUUAUUUGCAUCAUCAGAGGUGGAGAAGGUGGUGGGGUUGGCCGCAGCACACGCAAUCAACAUGCAGUUGGGCGUUCCCUUCACACCUAUCCUCCUUCGAUUCCUUCACUCUUACCAAGUGGUGGGGCUGGCAGCAGCACACGCCAUCAUGCAGGGCGCAGCAGAGGGGGCGAAGGGAGGGGCCACGGAGACCAGCACGGGGGAGUCAGAGAGAACGGCAAAGGAGAAGGAGGGGGAGCAGGAGGAGAGGAGGGAGGGGAAGGGUGAGGAAAAGGAGGGGGAGGAGAAGGGUAAGGAGGGGGGGAAGGAGGAGAGGGAAGGGGAGGUGGAGGAUGGAGAAAGUGACGGAGGCGAGCUUGUCAUUUCAGCCAAGAGUAUAAUGCACGGCAUAGCGCUGCACAGGGGGCUGCAGGAGGAGGCGCUAGAGGUGAAGGCACCCCCAACUGCUGCCAAGGUGGGUGCGCCUCUCACUCAUGGGGUGUCCUGGGCAUGGGUUGCGCUGGGCAUGGGAGCGGCUGUUGGCAGAGCAAAGGUUGUCCUUCCAGAGGAGGUGGGGGUCCUUCCAGAGGAGGUGGGGGUCCUUCCAGAGGAGGUGGGGGUCCUUCCAGAGGAGGUGGGGGUCCUUCCAGAGGAGGUGGGGGUCCUUCCAGAGGAGGUGGGGGUCCUUCCAGAGGAGGUGGGGGUCCUUCCAGAGGAGGUGGGGGUCCUUCCAGAGGAGGUGGGGGUCCUUCCAGAGGAGGUGGGGGUCCUUCCAGAGGAGGUGGGGGUCCUUCCAGAGGAGGUGGGGGUCCUUCCAGAGGAGGUGGGGGUCCUUCCAGAGGAGGUGGGGGUCCUUCCAGAGGAGGUGGGGGUCCUUCCAGAGGAGGUGGGGGUCCUUCCAGAGGAGGUGGGGGUCCUUCCAGAGGAGGUGGGGGUCCUUCCAGAGGAGGUGGGGGUCCUUCCAGAGGAGGUGGGGGUCCUUCCAGAGGAGGUGGGGGUCCUUCCAGAGGAGGUGGGGGUCCUUCCAGAGGAGGAGGUGGGGGUCCUUCCAGAGGAGGUGGGGGUCCUUCCAGAGGAGGUGGGGGUCCUUCCAGAGGAGGUGGGGGUCCUUCCAGAGGAGGUGGGGGUCCUUCCAGAGGAGGUGGGGGUCCUUCCAGAGGAGGUGGGGGUCCUUCCAGAGGAGGUGGGGGUCCUUCCAGAGGAGGUGGGGGUCCUUCCAGAGGAGGUGGGGGUCCUUCCAGAGGAGGUGGGGGUCCUUCCAGAGGAGGUGGGGGUCCUUCCAGAGGAGGUGGGGGUCCUUCCAGAGGAGGUGGGGGUCCUUCCAGAGGAGGUGGGGGUCCUUCCAGAGGAGGUGGGGGUCCUUCCAGAGGAGGUGGGGGUCCUUCCAGAGGAGGUGGGGGUCCUUCCAGAGGAGGUGGGGGUCCUUCCAGAGGAGGUGGGGGUCCUUCCAGAGGAGGUGGGGGUCCUUCCAGAGGAGGUGGGGGUCCUUCCAGAGGAGGUGGGGGUCCUUCCAGAGGAGGUGGGGGUCCUUCCAGAGGAGGUGGGGGUCCUUCCAGAGGAGGUGGGGGUCCUUCCAGAGGAGGUGGGGGUCCUUCCAGAGGAGGUGGGGGUCCUUCCAGAGGAGGUGGGGGUCCUUCCAGAGGAGGUGGGGGUCCUUCCAGAGGAGGUGGGGGUCCUUCCAGAGGAGGUGGGGGUCCUUCCAGAGGAGGUGGGGGUCCUUCCAGAGGAGGUGGGGGUCCUUCCAGAGGAGGUGGGGGUCCUUCCAGAGGAGGUGGGGGUCCUUCCAGAGGAGGUGGGGGUCCUUCCAGAGGAGGUGGGGGUCCUUCCAGAGGAGGUGGGGGUCCUUCCAGAGGAGGUGGGGGUCCUUCCAGAGGAGGUGGGGGUCCUUCCAGAGGAGGUGGGGGUCCUUCCAGAGGAGGUGGGGGUCCUUCCAGAGGAGGUGGGGGUCCUUCCAGAGGAGGUGGGGGUCCUUCCAGAGGAGGUGGGGGUCCUUCCAGAGGAGGUGGGGGUCCUUCCAGAGGAGGUGGGGGUCCUUCCAGAGGAGGUGGGGGGUCCUUCCAGAGGAGGCCUGGAGGCCGUGAAGGACAUUCUUAAGGAACUAAAAAUCACAUCUGCUAACAAGUUCGAAGAGCGGCUACUAGCUGAGGUGGUACCCCCAGACGAAGUCGGGGUGACGUUCAGCCAGAUCGGUGCCUUAGAAGCCGUGAAGGACACUCUGAAGGAGCUCGUCAUGCUGCCUCUCAGGCGGCCAGAGCUGUUCACGCGCGGGCAGCUGACGCGGCCGUGCAAGGGCAUUCUGCUGUUCGGCCCGCCCGGCACGGGCAAGACCAUGCUGGCCAAGGCCGUGGCCACCGAGGCCGGGGCGAGCUUCAUUAACAUAUCCAUGAGCGCCGUGCUGCACAAGGCUGGGCGAGGCCGGCAAGUCAGUCAAGGCGAACGUUACUCCCUCCUUGGCUCCGCCGCUCGCCUCUCCCUCUCCAACAUAUUCUCCCGCCCUCCUUCCUCUCCAACAUAUCCCCCCGCCCUCCUUCCUCUCCAACAUAUCCCCCCGCCCUCCUUCCUCUCCAACAUAUCCCCCCGCCCUCCUUCCUCUCCAACAUAUCCCCCCGCCCUCCUUCCUCUCCAACAUAUCCCCCCGCCCUCCUUCCUCUCCAACAUAUCCCCCCGCCCUCCUUCCUCUCCAACAUAUCCCCCCGCCCUCCUUCCUCUCCAACAUAUCCCCCCGCCUUCCUUCCUCUCCAACAUAUCCCCCCGCCCUCCUUCCUCUCCAACAUAUCCCCCCGCCCUCCUUCCUCUCCAACAUAUCCCCCCGCCCUCCUUCCUCUCCAACAUAUCCCCCCGCCCUCCUUCCUCUCCAACAUAUCCCCCCGCCCUCCUUCCUCUCCAACAUAUCCCCCCGCCCUCCUUCCUCUCCAACAUAUCCCCCCGCCCUCCUUCCUCUCCAACAUAUCCCCCCGCCCUCCUUCCUCUCCAACAUAUCCCCCCGCCCUCCUUCCUCUCCAACAUAUCCCCCCGCCUUCCUUCCUCUCCAACAUAUCCCCCCGCCCUCCUUCCUCUCCAACAUAUCCCCCCGCCCUCCUUCCUCUCCAACAUAUCCCCCCGCCCUCCUUCCUCUCCAACAUAUCCCCCCGCCCUCCUUCCUCUCCAACAUAUCCCCCCGCCCUCCUUCCUCUCCAACAUAUCCCCCCGCCCUCCUUCCUCUCCAACAUAUCCCCCCGCCCUCCUUCCUCUCCAACAUAUCCCCCCGCCCUCCUUCCUCUCCAACAUAUCCCCCCGCCCUCCUUCCUCUCCAACAUAUCCCCCCGCCUUCCUUCCUCUCCAACAUAUCCCCCCGCCCUCCUUCCUCUCCAACAUAUCCCCCCGCCCUCCUUCCUCUCCAACAUAUCCCCCCGCCUUCCUUCCUCUCCAACAUAUCCCCCCGCCUUCCUUCCUCUCCAACAUAUCCCCCCGCCUUCCUUCCUCUCCAACAUAUCCCCCCGCCCUCCUUCCUCUCCAACAUAUCCCCCCGCCCUCCUUCCUCUCCAACAUAUCCCCCCGCCCUCCUUCCUCUCCAACAUAUCCCCCCGCCCUCCUUCCUCUCCAACAUAUCCCCCCGCCUUCCUUCCUCUCCAACAUAUCCCCCCGCCCUCCUUCCUCUCCAACAUAUCCCCCCGCCUUCCUUCCUCUCCAACAUAUCCCCCCGCCUUCCUUCCUCUCCAACAUAUCCCCCCGCCUUCCUUCCUCUCCAACAUAUCCCCCCGCCUUCCUUCCUCUCCAACAUAUCCCCCCGCCUUCCUUCCUCUCCAAACCCUUCCGUACCUUCGUGACUUCCUCCCCUCCCCUCUCCCUCUCCCCUUACCCCCAUGGCUUGUGGCUGGGCGAGGCGGAGAAGUCAGUGAAGGCGAUCUUCUCGGUGGCCAGUAAGAUGGCGCCAGCUGUCGUGUUCGUGGAUGAGGUGGACAGCCUGCUGGGGCGGCGAGGGCAGUGGGGGGAGCACGAGGCGAUGCGCAAGGUGAAGAACGAGUUCAUGUCGUGUUGGGACGGGCUGCGCACGCGGGCGCAUGAGAGAGUGCUGGUUCUUGCCGCCACCAACCGACCGUUCGAUCUUGACGACGCCAUCAUUCGACGGUUCCCACGACGGCUGAUGGUUGACCUACCAGACGCGGACAACAGGGAGAAGAUCCUUAGGGUGAUUCUAAAGGACGAGGAGGUGGAGGAGGGGUUUGACUAUAAGGAGCUCGCUGCCAUGACCGAGGGGUACUCGGGGAGUGACCUCAAGAACCUGUGUGUGACGGCGGCGUAUCAGCCCAUCAAGGAGAUUCUCAAACAAGAGGAGGUGGAGAAGAAGAGGCUGCAGCUGGAGGAAGCUUCCAAGAAGGCGGACAGCUCAACUGCAGCAGCAGCAGGAGAGGUGCAACCACCACCACCCGCUGCUGCAGCAGCUUCUGGUGGGAGCAGUGAGGGGGGUGGGGGGGUUAGUGAAGGAGAUGCAGCAGCGGAAGCAGCAACAACAACAACAGACGGUGGUCGCACACAGGGGCAAGCUGCAGAGGGUGGCACUGGGGUGAGCGAUACUGGUAUGGGCGGCAGUGAAGUGGGCGGCAAGCAGGUUCUGUUUAUUGAGGGCGAUGAGGCCGGGGAGAAGAGCUGCUUGCAGGUUGCUUGUAAUGGAGAUGCUUCUAACGAGAGCGUGUGCAGUGAUCAGGCAGAUGGUACACCUAAGGAGGAAGCGGGAAUGGAAGGAAAUGAGGGGAGAGGAGGGAAGGGAGGAGAGGAGGGUGUGAGCGUGAAAGGUUGUGCUGUGAAAGGGGGAGAGGAUGGACAGGUUGCUGCAGUAAAGGAAGCUGAAGGUGGCCCCUGUGUUGGAGAGGUGAUCAGAAUGAAUGGCACUGUACCGAGUUCCGCUCUAGUAGACGGCGCUUUAGCGAGUGACCAUUCGAUGAAUGGCGUUUCAGACACAGUGACUGCAGGUGGUGUGAGUGAAGAGGAUAUGCUCUGCAGGAAAGAUGCCAGGUCAGGUGAGAUUGAGAGCAGAGAGAAGGAAGAGAAAGAGGAGAGAGCGGAGGUGCGAGAGGGAGGGGGGGUGGCAGAGGCAGCAGGAGGGCGGAGCAUGGAAGGAGGAGUGGCAGAGCAAUUGAGGAUAGAUGAGAGUCAAGCUAAUGGGGGUGAAUCUGCUGCAGCUGAGGCUGGGAGCGACAGAGACAGAGGGAAUGAGAGGGCUGCAGGGGAUGAUAGUGCUGCGAUGGCAGGGGACAGUAUGAUUGUUGGGGACAAAACAAUCGCAGGGAAGAGUGAAAGUGAAGGGGUUGCUGAAGGGAGAGAGGCUGCAACUGAGGAACCAGAAGGUGAAGAAGCGGGUUCAUUAGCCGGUUCACGGGGUAAGGAGGACGGAGGAGGUGAGAAGGGGCGGAGUGAGAAGGUGGAGGGAAGGGAGGGAGAAGCAGAGGAGUCAGCAGAAGAAGCAGGAAAGCAAGCAGCAAAGGAGUCAGCAGAAGAAGCAGGAAAUCAAGCAGCAAAGGAGGCAGCAGAAGAAGCAGCAGAGGAGGCAGCAGAGGAGGCGCUAGUGAGGGGCAUCGUGGAGGACAUUUUGAGGCGCGGCGCUGAUGACAGCAGCAGCGCCUCCCCUGCUGACCUGUGCGCUGACAUGGCAGCUGCGCUGGAGAUGGUAAAGGAGAUCACACGUGAGGACGACACGUCAGCAACAGAUGCCGGGGAAAAGGGAGGUAGUUCCAUCACAAAGGCUAGAGAAGGUGUGGGUAAAUCAGAAGGUGAAGCAGAGCGGAGAGACGGGGAAGGAGGUCCAGGAGGCACUGAAAACGACACUCAGAGCCAAGACCAGCAGCAGUCGCAAGCACCGGAUUCCGCGACCUCUCUCCCUCGCCCUCGCAGCGUCUCCCUCCUCCAAUUAGCCGAGGACAGCUGGCGCGAGCGCACGGGUGCAGGCCUGUCAGGGCUGGGCAAGGCAGGAGCAGACGGUGCUGCUGGCAGCGGCGGCAGCAGUGGUGGCGGCGGUGGUAACCGCGUGUUACGGCUGCGGCCAAUCACGAUGGCGGACAUGCGGGCGGCGAAGCAGCAGGUGGCGCCGAGCACGGCGGGGGACAGCAGCAGCAUGGCGGAGCUGAGGCAGUGGAACGACCUCUAUGGGGAGGGCGGCUCGCGCAAGAAAGAAAAACUGUCCUACUUCCUCUGA